This is a messenger RNA of Aplysia californica (California sea hare), 830 nucleotides long. RefSeq names its product vesicular glutamate transporter 2-like. NCBI's taxonomy places the organism in Eukaryota, Metazoa, Mollusca, Gastropoda, Aplysiida, Aplysiidae. Gene Ontology annotation, biological process: neurotransmitter loading into synaptic vesicle; transmembrane transport; regulation of synapse structure or activity. Gene Ontology annotation, cellular component: synaptic vesicle membrane; excitatory synapse. Gene Ontology annotation, molecular function: neurotransmitter transmembrane transporter activity; L-glutamate transmembrane transporter activity. The record is from RefSeq and is marked validated.
GUAUUGCCGGAGCUAUCUGGUCGGCCGCCUGGUGGUUCCUGUCGUACGAGAAACCGUCCACCCACCCGACCAUCACGGAAGAGGAGCGUGUUUACAUCGAGAAUAGCAUUGGAGAGUCAACGUCUGUAAUCUCAAAGAGCAUACCUACCCCUUGGCUGAAAUUCUUCACCUCUACACCUGUCUGGGCAAUCAUGGUGGCUAAUUUCUGUCGUUCAUGGACGUUUUACCUACUCAUCAUAUCCCAACCCGCGUACUUUGAAGAAGUCUUUGGAUUCAAAAUAGACGAGGGUUUCGGCAUGGAGGCUAUCUUUCUCCUAGGAGUCAGUUUCACCACCACAACCGCCCCCGCAAUCGUCUGUCUGACCCUGGCUGUAGGCUUUAGUGGAUUCGCCAUCUCAGGCUUCAACGUUAACCAUCUGGAUAUUGCCCCUCGCUACGCCAGCAUUUUGAUGGGACUCUCCAACUCCGUGGGCACCUUGGCAGGCAUGCUGUGUCCCAUAGUCGUCCAAGCCAUCACUAAAGACGCCAGAGAGAAACCCGAGAAUGAUAAGGGUUACGACGACUAUAUACCUACCCAGUACAGCCCCGUCUACGAGACCAAGGAGACGUUUGUACAAAAACCCGCAAAAGAGAAAUACUACAGUGACGACAGCGAGAAAGACUUCUAGAACUUUCCUAGACGAAGACAUCUACAACCUUCCAAAACGAAGACCUCUGGAACUUUCGGAGACGAAUUUCGAUCAUGUCCAUGGCGAGGGAGACGGGAAAGAGAAAAGAGCGAGGAUAAGAAAUUAAAUAGUACUUAUGAGUAGUGCCAUUAACUCCUCCCC